CAUUUGCAAUGGUAUGUGGGAGGUGUUUUGAAACUGGUGAACUGGGUGAACUAGUUCCGAAAAGGUAGUGAAAGCAAUCGGUUGCAUUCGUCAGCAUUGAUUAGCAGCGUCAAAAUGAUCUCCUCAAAAUUAUUCUGCGUUUUACUGUUGUUUACGAUUUACGUGCAAAAAUCAAGUACUUUUCCCCUACUUGAUUAUUUCAACUCCGAUCCGGAUGGGAAUCCAGUUGCUCGCGACGUAGAAGAAACAUCCACUGCUCUGGCGGAAAUUGCAACGGAAAGCGAUUCUCCUCGUGGCCCAUUGAUUCAAUACGAUACGGUUGUUCCGGUGUUAAAAGUCGUGUUAACACCAAUCGGACGCAUCCUGCAACCGCUGAUCGAACGAUGGAUCGCUGAUCGCUUGGGGCCUUACGUCGAAUCAAUUGGUCGCGCCAUGGAGGGCUUCUCGCGAUUCGCCACCGAGCAUGUUUCGUUCCAAACUGGGGAUACCUACUACACGAAAAGUGAUCUCAUCGACGGCUACGGAUACAACUCGCUGAUCAUUACCCUAGCUUCGGGCAGAACGUUCACCGUGCUAACGCACAAAUCCAACCGAAAGAUGAAUAUACUGGAUGAGUUCCCUCAGCUCUCGGAGGCCCUGAACGAGGUGCGGAAGCUGCAGUGAAAUGCGCGACCUAUGGCGGCUUGGUGCCGCAAAACCGAAGACUGAAUGGGGGGUAGUCAUCCGUAAUGGUAGACUAGCUGAAAUAUUUUUAUUUAUUUAUUUAUUCAAACGUGUAUCGCGAAAGCAUAAAUGAAACAGUGUACGAAUGUAGAGAGAUAGCUGAAAAUGCAUAAGCUACA
Molecule: messenger RNA, 842 nt
Organism: Topomyia yanbarensis
Lineage: Eukaryota; Metazoa; Arthropoda; Insecta; Diptera; Culicidae
Exons: 3
Coding region: 115-663 (182 amino acids)
Source: RefSeq, a predicted model, not a curated record